Molecule: messenger RNA, 1429 nt
Organism: Lates calcarifer (barramundi perch)
Lineage: Eukaryota; Metazoa; Chordata; Actinopteri; Centropomidae
Product: microfibril-associated glycoprotein 4
Exons: 6
Coding region: 322-1041 (239 amino acids)
Biological process (GO): elastic fiber assembly
Source: RefSeq, a predicted model, not a curated record
UAUGUGGUCAGUUUGAUAUAUGGACAUGAUAAUGCUACAUUUAUAGGCUUCUGCUGAACAACAAUAAGGAUGAAAACAGCAACAGAGAGGAAGAUUACAAAGACUGAGUUUGAUGUUACAGAAAUAAAUGGAGUCAGUCCAGAAUAAAACACAGUUAAAAACAUGUUUCCACCUGUUUUGCCAGUUUCUUUAUCAGUGUGAAGCAGCAGCUGUUCAGUCAUUUAUUGAUCUUUGGGACAUAAAUAAAGCUGAGAGACAUCAGAGCGUUCAGACUGACCAACAUCAGGAUUUUCAUCAGAUCACUUCAGUUCGACUCUGACGAUGAAGCUGGUAUCAGUCGUCCUCCUCCUCCUGGCUCCAGUGUUGACCAGCUGCGCUCCUCUCAUCCUCCCUCUGGACUGCAGCGACAUCUAUAACCAUGAUAACAGCCGGCCCAGUGGAGUGUACACCAUCUAUCCCAUCGGAGCCACGUCUGCUGUCCAGGUGUACUGUGACAUGGCUUCAGGAGGAGGACGGUGGACAGUGUUCCAGAGGAGGAUGGAUGGAUCGGUGAACUUCUACAGGCCCUGGGACCAGUACAAGACGGGCUUUGGUACCGCUGCUGGAGAGUACUGGCUCGGUCUUGAGAAUCUCUUCCACCUGACUCUGAGGAAAAAGUACGAGCUGCUGGUCGACAUGGAGGACUUUGAUGGAAACAAAGCGUUCGCUCGUUACUCCUCGUUCUCCGUCAACCCAGAGGCUGAUGGCUACAGACUGAAUGUAUCUGGAUUCACUGAUGGAGGGGCAGGAGACUCCCUGAGUUAUCACAAUGAACAGAAGUUUUCCACCUUCGACAAAGACCAGGACUCUUCAAGCUCCAACUGUGCGAAAAGCUACCUGGGGGCGUUCUGGUACAACGACUGUCACCAUGCAAACCUCAAUGGUGUUUAUCGCUGGGGGUCUGAUGGCACUAUCUUUGCUGUUGGAGUGGAGUGGUACCACUGGAAGGGUUAUGACUACUCCCUGAAGGCCAUCAGCAUGAAGAUCCGUCCUGUGCAGUAAAUCUCCAGGACCAGCAGAAUAUCAGAUGUUGAUCUCUUUCUCUCUUUUCUCUCAUCUCUGGUGUAAUCUCACAUAAUCAGUAGAAUCAAACAGACACAUAGACUCUGAUCAGAUGCUAAUAGCUGCAUUAACUUCCAACAGUUUGUUAAAACAUGAAUCAAUAGUUGACAUAAACAUUUCCAGCUUAGAUAAAGUCAGAGUUUGACUGUGUGUGUGAGCAGCUGCUGUGUGUAAAGUCUUGUGUCAAACAGCUGUUGGUGUAGAAAGUGAUUGGACCAGUGGCUCUCCUAUACUACUCAGUUUCAACACAACCUUUGGUGGAGGUUUGAACCCUGAUGUGAAUCAUUAUCUGCUGGACAAUGACAAUAAAUCAGAAGCAAAGCAAAAA